AUGGAGCCAAUCAUGCUGAUGAUCUUCCUAAGUUUGAUAUUGAUUGUUGUCCUUUCGUCUAUUCUUUUACCGCGUUUAUGGGCAUCCCCAAAGGAAAUGGACCCUAUCCCCGGUAGCCUCGGCUGGCCUAUAAUAGGAGAAAGCUUGUCGUUCAUAUCGGAAUUUUCUAGCCCUGCCGGUAUUUACACCUUCAUAAGAAAUAGGCAACAAAUAUAUGGAAAGGUGUUUAAGAGCUUUGUUUUGGGGAGAUAUACUGUGUUCGUGACAGGAAGGGAAGCAAGCAAGAUUCUAUUGACAGGAAAAGAUGGAAUGGUGAGUUUAAACCUUUUCUACACCGGUAAGCAAGUGCUCGGACCGACCAGCCUUCUCCAACAAACCGGGGAGGCUCACAAGCGGUUGAGACGGCUCAUUGGAGAGCCACUUUCAUUAGAAGGAUUGAAAAAGUAUUUCCAGUUUAUAAACACAUUGGCUAUUGAGACACUAGACCAAUGGCCCGGAAAAACAAUCUCAGUCCUUGAAGAAGCAUCUAAUUUCACCCUCAAGGUUAUAGGAAAUAUGAUCAUGAGCCUAGAACCUUACGGAGAAGAGCAAGAGAAGUUUCGAUCGAACUUCAAAGUCAUCUCUUCUUCGUUUGCUUCUUUACCACUCAAAAUCCCGGGAACUGCUCUUUACAAGGGUAUUAAGGCUCGCGACAAGAUGUAUACUAUGUUAGACGCGACAAUAGCCAGGAGGAGAUCAGGACAAGAAACCCAUAAUGAUUUCUUGGAAUCAUUGUUAAGGAAACACAGCAUAGAUGGCUCAGAACAAUAUAGUGAUGAUAAACUAACCGAUUCUCAGCUGAAAGACAACAUUUUAACGCUUCUAGUCGCUGGCCACGACACUACUACUGCUGCUCUUACAUGGAUAAUUAAAUUCAUCGAAGAAAAUCCACCAGUUUUGGAGCAUCUCCGGGAGGAGCACAUGGAAAUUCGUGAUAACCGAAAUCUGGAUGGAUCAUCGACUCUCACAUGGUCUGAAGUGAACAAAAUGCCUUAUACAUCCAAAGUCAUAAGCGAAAGCCUUCGAAGAGCCACAAUCCUUCCUUGGUACUCAAGAAAAGCAGCACAGGACUUUGAGAUCGAUGGCUGCAAAAUCAUCAAGGGAUGGUCCAUCAACUUGGAUGUAGUGUCAAUUCAUCAUGACCCGGAAGUCUUUCCGGAUCCUUACAAGUUUGAUCCAUCCCGAUUCGACGAGCCCUUAAAGCCUUUCAGCUACCUAGGGUUUGGUAGUGGACCUAGGAUGUGUCCAGGGAUGAACUUGGCUAAGCUUGAAAUAUCAAUUUUCCUCCAUCAUCUUGUCUGCCGAUACAAAUGGAGACCUCUAGAGAUGAGUAAUGACUCGGUCCAGCCGACACUUGUCAGAAUGCCAAAGAACAAGUACCCAAUAUUUGUUGAACCGCUAUAA
Messenger RNA from Impatiens glandulifera, 1443 nucleotides. RefSeq names its product abscisic acid 8'-hydroxylase 1-like. Gene Ontology annotation, molecular function: heme binding; oxidoreductase activity, acting on paired donors, with incorporation or reduction of molecular oxygen; iron ion binding. The transcript is spliced from 9 exons. The coding region runs from base 1 to 1443 and encodes 480 amino acids. The record is from RefSeq and is a predicted model, not a curated record. Gene Ontology annotation, biological process: brassinosteroid homeostasis; sterol metabolic process; brassinosteroid biosynthetic process. NCBI's taxonomy places the organism in Eukaryota, Viridiplantae, Streptophyta, Magnoliopsida, Ericales, Balsaminaceae.